AUGGAGAAGGCGGAUCAGGGUCUGAUCAACACCUUCCUGAAAAACGCCUAUCAAAAGUAUGGAAGGAGAUACGCCUUUACAUUCAAUGUCUAUCCUUAUUUUGAUCCUGGUGUUCACCUGAACCCUGGCUCAACGGACCAGUGCAGCUUAGACCUGCCCCGGGUGAUCUGCUGGGAGGGGUCCACCUGCUUGGGGCCGAACAUCAUGGCCGCUGCGCGGCGGCAGAUCAGUCGGAUGACCGGGCGCCUGGAUGAUCUGUUUUGGAUCGGCGAGAUUGGCUGGUCUUCGCCUAAGGCAUCUGCUCUGGGAACGGCCAUGGCUGAAUGCGAGCAGUUUUCGUCGUUGGACACCUUCAAGACUUUUUACAACGGCUUCCUGCAGUGGAACCUCGAUGUGCCCGGCUCACUGCCAGGGCCAGACCAUGCCUUUUACUUCACUCUGCGGGACGCCCUAAACUUUGGGAAGCAGGAGCAUUUCGGCCUGAUCACCAGCUGCGAGUCGCUGGCGUGCAAGAUCGCGAAGCCCGACUUUCGCGGGGAGAUCUGCCCACUGGCCUCCCUUCAGCAGGGCCUCAGCUGGCAGGCUUGGGGCUUUGUGGGUUUGGGCGUGCUGCUCGCCGUGUGCACCGGCCUCACCUGCCUCUUUGUGCGCUCGCCCAAAGUGCAGAAGCACUUCGAUCGUCCUCAGCGGAUUGCCAAGCGGCGGCUUGUGCAGGCGGCUCAAGCUCCGAGUGAGCGCCUUUGGGUGGGGCCUAUGGGCACGCCGCACAGGCGUGAGAGGCUCGCUCGCUCUGCCGCCAUGGCGCGAGCAGCCAGAGGGCUUUUGGCGCUGCUGGUCUCACUUACGGAGGUGAUGGGCUCCGAGCGCAUCGUGAGCCUCACGGAGGCCACCUUUGCUGAGACCUUGCGGAAGAGUCAGAUGGCUUUGGUGGCCUUCGUCACUCCGUGGUGCAUGGCUUGCCGGCUUUUGAUGCCCGAGCUGGAGCGCUUAGAGGAGGCUCUGGCUGAGACUUCGGUGCUGGUGGCGCAGUGCGACGUUUCCCGUGAGGCGCGUCUCGCGCAGAUCUACAGCGCUUGGCGCACGCCUUUGGCACCUUGGUCUGGAGUGGGCAUUUGGCCAUAG
Molecule: messenger RNA, 1122 nt
Organism: Effrenium voratum
Lineage: Eukaryota; Dinophyceae; Suessiales; Symbiodiniaceae
Source: the annotation of a GenBank genome assembly